GAGGAGAGGCGCAGAGCAUCGACGAUGGCGAGCGGCAGCAUGAAGAGGGAGAUCAGCGAGACCCACGACACCCUCCGCUUCGGCCUCAAUGCCGGCGUCAAGGCCGACCUCGCGCCGCCGCACCCGCUCCAGUCCAGCAUCCAAUCGGAGGCCAAGUUCUGGGCGGACAAGAAGAAGUUUGGGACAGAGGCCAUCUACGGAUCCGCCUUGAACAUCCGCAAGGAUCUCGAUGCCCAAAUCCUCUCAAGGUUCCAAAGGCCCCCUGGUGCUUUGCCAUCAUCUCUGCUUGGAUAUGAGGCACUGACAGGUUCCCUAGAUGAUUUUGGUUUUGAAGAUUAUCUUAACAUGCCUCAAGAUUCUGAAGGUUUCCGUCAACCUGACAUGCACCACGGAAUGGAGGUUCGCCUUGGUUUGUCCAAGGGACCUAUCUGCCCUAGCUUCAGUUGAGGCAGUGAAUGUAGUUCUGCGGUUCUGCCGCACGUUGAUGCACCUUAGUCCAGUACACUCGGGUCAAUAAAAGACCACAUUAGGAUGGUGAAACGGUGAAAACUGAUGGCUUGCAUAUGUUCAGAGUGUUAUGUUGUAAUGAACAGUGUUAUGUUGUAAUGAACGCAUAUAUCGCAUGAUUGAUAGCUUGGCUAGCUGUGCGCAGGCUUAGUGGAAGCAUUGACUGGGGUGCAGGUCGGCGCGAGCCCGGCUCUUAUGGGUGUAGGAACCAAUCACGCCGAUUGUGAAGCAUCGCAGUUGAGCUUCAGGAUCUCUGCAGCUGCAGGUGGCUUCUUCCGUACUCGAAUUAGAGGUGGCUGUGAAUUGCAAUCCUUUUGUUAUUUUUCUCUAACUUGUACGGAGGAAAGCAAUCCAUAGGAAUUUUUA
Messenger RNA from Zea mays, 873 nucleotides. Its product is annotated as putative proteasome maturation factor UMP1 family protein. The record is from RefSeq and is marked provisional. The coding region runs from base 25 to 447 and encodes 140 amino acids. Gene Ontology annotation, cellular component: nucleus; cytoplasm. The transcript is spliced from 4 exons. Gene Ontology annotation, biological process: proteasome assembly. Lineage: Eukaryota; Viridiplantae; Streptophyta; Magnoliopsida; Poales; Poaceae.